AUGUGUUGUUAUCAAAUAUCUAAUUCCUGUAAAAUAUCUAAAUAAUUAAUUAAGGGACCAUGCAUCUAUAUUAUUUUAGCUAGCUUUUGUGGCCUCGUGGAUCAAUACCUCCUUUGUUGGUGUGCUCUAUUUAAAGUUAAAGAAUUAUUGAACCUUUUGCUAAUACUUCAAUCCUUUCUUGGUUGUUCUUAUGAUGAAGAAAACAAUAAUGGAAGAUAUGACUACGCUCAUGGCAGAUGUAUUGGCAAACUUUUUAAAUGGUUCGAAAGUGUUUGAAAUGGAGAUGGGAAUUUUUAAGGAACGUCUUGAGAAAAGCUUUACUGAAACUUUAGAGGAAGACAACAACAUCAGUUACAUAGUUGAAAUAUUACAAAGGACAACAAUGGGUGAAACCAAACCCAGAGAAUUAGUUGAUAUUUUACAUGUGAAAGGAUCAUGUCCCAUAUGUCUACAGGACUUGGAAGCUGGAAAGAAAGUGAGAUGCAUGAUGCAAUGUCAUCACCAGUUUCAUAAACAUUGCAUAGACAAAUGGCUAGUCUUGAACAAAUCUUGCCCCAUCUGCAGAAGGAGUAUCAAUAUGUACACCCUCUUCAUUUGACAACGAAGAAAUCGAAGCAAA
This is a messenger RNA of Chenopodium quinoa (quinoa), 619 nucleotides long. RefSeq names its product RING-H2 finger protein ATL20-like. Bases 191 to 598 code for a protein of 135 amino acids. The transcript is spliced from 4 exons. The record is from RefSeq and is a predicted model, not a curated record. Lineage: Eukaryota; Viridiplantae; Streptophyta; Magnoliopsida; Caryophyllales; Amaranthaceae.